CUGGAAUCUCGCGCUCGCCCUGCACGAUUCCCUAUCCGCCAGCGCUGUGGCCGCGCACGCCUCCCUUGACCCCUCCGAGCCUCUUCCAUCCUCACCUCCAUCCCGCAUCCUCUGCCAUCGAAUGCAUACCAUCGCCGAAGCGUGAUGAUGUCGCCGCCAUCCGCCCUCUUGUUCGUUUAAACCCCCAUCGCCGCUGUCCGACUCGCCCUCAGCAUCCCUCGCCACUCCUCCACCAUGCAUAUGUCCACGAGCAGCCUGACGGCGCUGGCCAUGGCGCUGUCGCUGGCCACUUCACAAUCCAUCUCGCCCGCCAACUUCACCGCCGCCACGGAGAGUCUGCAAAACGAUGACCGCCUCACGCUCUAUCUCUCCGACGGGAACAGCCUGAUGCCCGAUGCACCUCUCCUGGGUCUGACUGAUGCCGCGCGUAACUCCAUUCCCCCAAAUGGCUUGGUGGGCACCGCCUUCUUCUCCGAAACCGUCAACGUACCCGAGUCGACGGACAUCACCCUGAUCUCCUGCGAUUCCUCCCCCGGCUACCUCGACGCCAUGACCCUCUUCAUGCAGGCCGCGCAGACGGACGUCAAGGCGGUGGUCUUCUACACACAAAAGUCGGACUACUGCGACCUGCAAGACUACACCGGCCCGUACGGCUGGAUAUACACGAUGAAGAGCGCCAAUGAUGCGACACUGACGAUCGAACGGGCAUCGACCCCCGAUCCGUUCAACGACGGCACGAUCUACGCCGCGGUGGACUAUACAACCGUGAACGGCACGAGUCCCGCCUUCCACCCCGGUAACGACGGCGGGCCGCCGUCUCCCACCACUGCAAUCGCCAUGAUCAUCUUGUAUUCCAUCACCGGCGUCAUCACCGGCCUUUUCCUCCUCAUCAUCGUGACUGGCGCCGUCCGAGCACACCGGCAUCCCGAGCGAUAUGGGCCUCGAAACAUCAUCGGCCGGCCGCGGCAGAGCAGGGCGAAGGGACUUGCGCGCGCCAUGUUGGAGACCCUCCCCAUUGUCAAGUUUGGGGAGCGCGAGGAGCCGAAGCCCGGCGAGGUGGAGAUGGGAACCGUCAACACUGCGCAUGGGGAGCCGCACGUUGUGCAAGAGCCCAACAGCGAUCCUGCCGCCUCUAAACAGCAGGAUAAUGUGCAGAGCAAGGAGGUACCGGUGGAAGAGGGCAUCGCAGCAGCGGUAAACCCAGGCACGCAGGCGCAUCCCGACCAUCAAGGCUGUAGCAUUUGCACGGAAGACUUUGAAGCGGGACAGGACCAACGAGUGCUCCCGUGUGACCAUCGCUUCCAUCCCGAAUGUGUCGAUCCGUGGCUCCUGAAUGUCUCGGGGACAUGCCCGCUUUGCCGAAUCGACCUACGGCCGACAGCCGAGCAGGGCAUUGAGAAUGGGGUGGCAGCACUCCGGGAAGGCGAGGCGCCUCCUCUCGGGCCCCAGGAUACUGCGGGAGAGCGGCAACGGAUGACGAUCCGGCGCUCCAUCGUACUGGGGAUCAUGGGAGUCGGCCGGCCCGGGCUCAUACCCCGCGAAGAGCGCGUGGCAGCUCUGCGGCGACUCCGGGAGGAGAUGCCUGUGGUGGAGGCCAGAGAAGAGCAGGCAGCGGUGGCGGAAACGCCGGAGGAGGCACGGCGGACCAGGCGGAGGCUGGGAGACUUGUUGCGCAGGUUGGCGCCGAGCACGGGGGAAGUGGACAGCAAUGACCCCGUUGUACAAGAGGCGGCGCGGCUACAUGUUCAGACUGGGCGGAUACGCUAGCCUGCAAGCGAGGUGCGAGUUGCGAAUUGCUUUUGGGAUAGCGGAGUGCGUUUGGAGUUAUUUUUCGGGGAGAUGGACACUUCUUAUCGCAAGGCAACUUGGGUGUACCGUUGGAUAUGAAGGGAUGCUGCGAUGAACAACAAACUGUCAUUAACGAUUUGAAUGGUUUCGGUUAGGUUUGGGGUGUUAGGAGGACUACAUUUAGCAUUAGGUGUACAGGUCA
Neohortaea acidophila is the source of this 1990-nucleotide messenger RNA. RefSeq lists its product as uncharacterized. The transcript is spliced from 2 exons. The coding region runs from base 235 to 1767 and encodes 510 amino acids. Lineage: Eukaryota; Fungi; Ascomycota; Dothideomycetes; Mycosphaerellales; Teratosphaeriaceae. The record is from RefSeq and is a predicted model, not a curated record.